AUGGAAGGUGAAGAAUCAUCUUCAGGAACAAUUCAGGCUUCUUAUUCAUCGGUUGCCAAGAUUCAAGCAGCAUUGUUGGAGACAUUGACUGAGAGUCAUGUGAGAACUGAAGUGGAAGACUGCAUGAGCUCGAUGUUGCUCGAUGUCGAAACGACCUUCAAUCUUCAGCAACAGCUGAUGGCUCACUCCAAUCAGGUUCAGGUCGAUAGACUGUCAAAAGAACAAAGAGCAACGAUUCUUGAAGCCGAAUCUGAGCGAGUUGCUCGAGAACAAGAACGAAUGGAAUUAGCAGAUCACUUUGUGAAAGAAUUGUUGACGCUAAGUCGAGAAAUGGAAAAGAUAUUGCAGUGGAAGAAAGAACAUGAGCAUAAAGUGAAGUCGUAUGAUGAACUACUGGCAAAACUUGUCCAAGCUGAAGAAGAACUGGAAUCUGCGAAUCGAGUUUCGUACGGAGGAUCUCCCAAGGCUCGUCAGCCGGAAACAAUAGAAAAGGAAUCUUCCUUUUCUGCUCCUGAAGCCAAAGAAUCCGAAAAGAUCGAAGAAGGAACAGCACCAGCGGUUGCCUUACGUAUCGAUUCCGUUCCAGAAGAACCCAUUGUGAAGAAGCCAGAGGUGCAAGAAACAGAGGAAUCUGUCACACAAGGAACCAAGGAACUUCCAGGACAAAGUAGUGCGGAAAUCCCAGAAGAACCAUCGGAAGAGGACCAAAAGCCUACUGCAAAACUUACCCCACCAGUAGAGGAGGCAUCACCUGACAUAGCAGCGGCAGAUGUUGCUGUUGUCUUGGAAGAGGAAGAAGAUGAUGUCCCCAACCUCGUAGAGGUCGAUAUGGAAAUAUUGAUGAACAUUUUUGGGUACCUAGAUGCCAUGGACAUUUUGAACACGGCACAAAUCAAUAUUGAGAUGUAUACCAGAGUCGAUUCUAUUUUUGGUAUUGCUGAAGAUGGUCAUGCAAUGCCGCAACCCACUCCUUCCAAACCACCAGCUCCUGCUCCGACAGCGCCAGCCUCCAGUGCGGCACCCAGUGUUACCAAAACACCUCCAAUACCCCAGAAGCCGGCCUUUGCUUCAGCAGCAGAUACGGGGAGUGGUAUGGGACUGUUUUCAUCAAUACUCCAACCACGACCGCCAACUACCCGGCCUAAUGCACCACCAGCCAAAUCUGGUCGCCCUCAGGCUUUGAAUGGAAAUAUGGCUAAGUCCAUGGCAUCGAAGCUGAGUGACGCUGAAUUGGCUGCUAUCAUCUCCAUGACGGAGAAGCUCUCAAAGCUAGAUAAGGAGGUAAAUAUGCUACGGAACGAAAAGGAAGCAUUGACCGCCAAACUAGAUGGAACUGAAAACGUCAAAAAGUUUCUGAUCGCCAAAGUGCGAGACGUUGAGAUCAAAUUGAAACAGCAGGAGGAUGAGGAUGUCAAAAUCACCAAGCAGGUCGCAAGCGACCAGGAGGUGAUUGCAUUUUUGGAUAGUCGAGUGCAAGAGCUGGAACGUUCCACAGAGCAAGUGACAACCGAACGCGCAUUGGCGCAGAGCGAAUUGGAUUCACUAAAGGUAUCUAGUUCCAAAAAGGCAAUAAUGCUGAAUGACAUGCUCAAAUAUGAACGUGAAAAACUUAGAGAAGAAGAGUCCGAGUGGAAAGCAACGAAAAAGGUUCUGGUCAAGGAAGUGAAGAGCUGUCGAGCCCAGAUUCUUGCACUACAGGCAGAGCGCGAUGGCUUCAAGGAACAAAAUGAAAUGCUGAAACGAGCUAUCGUAUCUACUGGUAAAAAUCAUGCCAGCCCAAUGAAAUAG
Molecule: messenger RNA, 1788 nt
Organism: Cylindrotheca closterium
Lineage: Eukaryota; Bacillariophyta; Bacillariophyceae; Bacillariales; Bacillariaceae
Source: the annotation of a GenBank genome assembly